AACAGGCUUUAAUGGGGAAGCGCUCCCAGGCGGGGUUCCUGGACCCCAAGGAGGCAGGUCGAGGAAGUCCGCACCAGGACCGUGUUGGGGGUGGCUCUUAUACUUUUGUUGCGAGGGAUGGUCAGGCUAGAUGGACUGGGGUUCGGAUAGGUCGUCAGGCCGAGGCGUCCGGGCUGACAGGUCCUUCUAUGUGGCUGGGGUGGGGUGCCUUUAGCCAGCGAAGUGUGCUGUCAUUGUUCCCUGGGAUCUGGGAGGACCCUUCCGUUAGGGACCUUCUCGCCUCAGGAGAGAGGAGGGGCAGCUCGUCAUGGCCCUGGGGUUCGGCCUACAGGUGCUAAGAACUGGAGUACUGAGACUUUCUUCAGGCAGUCAGCUGAUACAAUGUAAUGAUUUUUAUCCCUUCAGUGUAGCCCCACAUUACAUACCAUCAGGUAUCCGGUCACCUCGGCAAAUGCUUGCUGCCUUGGGAAAGGGGAGGACAAGAAUAUAAAUUUCAAACGAUUGCAAAAUUCAUCCUUCUUUUAGAAAAAAGGCUUGUUUUCCUCACUGUAAGCCAGGAGAAAAGAGUAUGGCUUAUUAUUAGACACUCAAUAAACACUCUAGUUGUAGGAGACGGGAAAGUAGAUGCAAACAAAUCCUUUGCCAUGACGAGAGAAUUCUUAAUUUCUUCUUUGAAUCUUCAAGAGUUGUUUUUUUUUUUCCUUCAGUUAAUCACUUAAUUAUAUUUAACACAAAAUUUGUCCCUUGAAAUAAUUUUUUCAUGUGGUUUUCAAAGAAACUGCAUUCUCAUUUCCUUUUACUCACUGGCUAGUCUGUCUCCUGUCAUUCAUUCAGCAACGUCUGUUUGGCCUUGUGCGCAGUUAACUUAAUCUCUUUGGCCCUCAUAUUUGUAUGUUUUCAGCACAGUCACUACUCCCUAAUUGGGAGCUAUUAUAAGGAAAUGGCAACCCACUCCAGUACUCUUGCCUAGAAAAUUCCAUGGAUGGAGGAGCCUGGUGGGCUACAGUCCAUGGGGUCACAAAGAGUCGGACACCACUGAGCGACUUCACGAUAUAUCGUUCGUAGUUACUACCACAAAAUCUCUGCUUCUCGCGUCGGCGCUGGCUCGGCCAGAGAUGAACCCACCACACCUCAGAAGAAAUUGAGUAACGUUGGGAAUGCUGCUGAGAAGUAAGCAACACUUUCCACACCUGAAUACAGGCUGGCAAUCUGCGUAGAGUUCCCUACGCCCUAGCACAGGGAAGCACCAGAAGGCAAGCGGUUAAAACCCAGGGACCACGCCUGUCUCCUUCGGGGAAGCGAAACCCGUGACAUCACCCGCACCACUUCCGGUUUGAGCGCGCCUUCUCUUCCGCCCAACUGCACUUUCGUUAAAAUCGUGGAGUCUAAAAUUUCCUUCUGGGACCUCUAUAUUUAUGACUCUAGUUAAAGAUAAAAUUAAGCCAGAUGGAUUCGAAAAAAGCGUAGCUAUGGAGAAAAGAAGUAGGUGACCUGCCCUGGCGAAAGUGCGUGGCGGGAGCUCACUGCACUUUCUCUUCGCCGGCCGGAAGUUGAGGGACUGAAUGGAUCCCGGAACCGGCGGCUGCGAUUUCCCUGUCUCUACUUGACACUUGGCGGUUGCUCAGCCCCAGGUCUUGACAGCCGCUGGGCCACCAGGUUCAUGUGGAGGCUCCCAGGUGUCCGCGCCGCGCUUCGUGGGGUCCGCACGGCGGUGGAGCGGCGCAGUCGGACCGAGGCGGCGUCUGAGACCUCGGUGGGCGCGAUGGAGCGCGCUGUGGUGCGCUGUGUGCCUUCCGAGCCUAAGCUAAGCCUGUCAUUCGCGCUGGCCGACGGCAGCCACAAGAACAUGCAGCGCGACCAGAGCGAGCCACUGGGUCGGGCUCUCAGCCGGAUCGCUACCAAUGCCCUUAAAGGCCACGCUAAAGUAGCCGCCGCCAAGAAGAGCAGGAAGAACCGGCCAAACGCAAGCAGUGGCGUGGCCUGUGCUGGGCCUGGGCCUGAGCCUGAGCCGGCUGCAGCCUGCGAGCCCGUGGUGAAGCUGUACUACCGGGAGGAGGCAGUAGCUGAAGACGUGCUCAAUGUGGACGCCUGGCAGGACGGUGCGGUGUUGCAGAUUGGUGAUGUCAAGUACAAGGUGGAGCGUAACCCACCCACCUUCACCGAGCUACAGUUGCCGCGCUACAUCAUGGCCGGCUUCCCGGUAUGCCCCAAGCUCGGCGUCGAAUUUGGGGAUCCCACCGGUUCACUCUUUCGCUGGUACAAGGAAACCAAACCCAGAGCGGCGGAGCCUGAGGGCGGAUGCCCCUCGUCAUCGUCUCCCUCUUCGCCCUCUCCUGGUUGGACCGAGACGGGCGUAGAAGAGCGCGUCUACACCCCGUCAAAUGCCGACAUCGGGCUACGGCUCAAGCUUCAUUGCACUCCGGGCAAUGGGCAGCGCUUCGGGCCAAGCCGGGAGUUGGAAAGUGUGUGUCCAGUGGAGGCUGGGCCCGGCACCUGCACCUUUGACCACCGGCAUCUCUACACAAAGAAGGUGACGGACGACGCUCUCAUCCGCACAGUUUCCUACAACAUUCUGGCUGACACAUACGCCCAGACUGAGUUCUCGCGGACGGUCCUGUACCCAUACUGUGCCCCUUACGCUUUGGAACUCGACUACCGCCAGAACCUUAUCCAAAAGGAGCUCACGGGCUACAACGCCGACCUCAUCUGUUUGCAGGAAGUUGACCGCUGCGUGUUUACAGACAGCUUGGUGCCGGCUCUCGAGGCCUUUGGGCUGGAGGGCGUGUUUCGAAUCAAGCAGCAUGAAGGCCUGGCCACUUUCUACCGAAAGUCCAAGUUCAGCCUCCUUAGCCAGCAUGACAUUGCUUUCCAUGAAGCCCUGCAGUCCGACCCACUUCACAAAGAACUGCUGGAGAAACUAGCUUUGUAUCCAUCAGCGCAAGAAAGGGUGCUCCAGAGGUCUUCUGUCGUUCAGGUUUCUGUUCUUCAGUCUACAAAGGACUCUUCUAAAAAGAUAUGUGUUGCGAAUACCCAUCUCUACUGGCACCCCAAAGGUGGGUACAUUCGUCUCAUUCAAAUGGCAGUAGCCUUGGCUCACAUUAGGCAUGUCUCUUGUGAUCUGUAUCCUGGCAUACCAGUUAUAUUUUGUGGGGACUUUAAUAGUACCCCAUCAACAGGAAUGUAUCACUUUGUCAUCAACGGCAGCAUUGCAGAGGAUCAUGAAGACUGGACUUCCAAUGGGGAAGAGGAACGAUGCAACAUGUCUCUUAGCCAUUUCUUCAAACUGAAAAGUGCUUGUGGUGAACCUGCUUACACAAAUUACGUUGGUGGCUUUCAUGGCUGUCUGGAUUAUAUUUUCAUUGACUUAAAUGCUUUAGAGGUUGAACAGGUGAUUCCAUUACCUAGUCACGAAGAAGUUACCACCCACCAAGCCUUACCUAGUGUUUCCCAUCCCUCUGAUCACAUAGCACUUGUAUGUGAUUUAAAAUGGAAAUAGAUUGUGUCUAAUAGAAUUUAAAUCUGCUUUAGUAGGAGAUUUAAUAUGAAUCAGAGUUUAUGCAUAACUUUCAAAGAGGAAAAUUAGACACUAAGGUAAAAUAUUCUUAUCUGUUAGUUAUGCUCUAGUGUCUUCAUUACAUGACUGUCAUAAUGUUUGCAUAAUACAGUUUCUCUACCCUUUUUUUCCUACACUUGGAGGAAAAACAAAAAUAUUUAUGGCUGGCAGGAAGAACACUGUGUACAUUUUAUAAGUACUUUUUUUUGCUAAUUAAGAAUUUUGUAAAGAAAAAAAAAACCUGAAUGAUCUUGUAAUUUUUCUAUCAUAACACAAUUCAGAUUAAAUGAUGUAUAUAUAAUUAGGGGGAGAGCACAUACAAGUUGGAAGUGAGAGAACUUACGUUCUAACACAAGGAAGGAAUAACAUUAGGGCCUGUCUCUACCUCAGUUUGGAUGGCAAUUUGAUACAACUUCAGAGCUUUAACAAAAAAGUACACCAUUACCAAUUCCUAUUGGUUUUCAUCUUUUAUUUUUCAAUUAACAUAAGGUAUUUUCACUGUCUUAUUUUUAGGAUUUGAUUUUUAGUGUAUGGCAUAAAUGGACAUACUUAUGGUCCCAUCCUUACUGCAGCUCAUCUUAACUUUUAGGAUGUAAGCACAAUUUAGUAUUCAAAGUGAACAGUAACACUGUCAACUUGAUCCUAUUGUCCGUAACACUCUUGCCCAUGGAAAAUGUUCAUAAAUCAACAGGUUAUUUGACCCUAUCGUAUUAGGUAUUAGGAGAAUAGCACAAUGCAUUACUUUUGAAAAACUGCCUACUGAUAUGGGCUUGAAAUAGUGGAUGAACCACGGAGUAUUUCUGUGCUGCAAGUAUUUUUGAAAUUGUUGGUUUUUCUAAAUAGGAGAAAGGGAGAGUAGUAAUGGCGUUUUUGAGCAUCUCUGAAAUAAACGUAUAGACUUGAAUAUUAUAUUAUAGCUUGAGUUACAGGAAAACAUUGUAUAUGUAAUUUAUAUACUGUAAAAUUUUUUUUAAUAUGAAGCCAAAUUCUUGAAAAUUACAAAUUAUAGUUUUACUGAUUAGAGUCUGGCUGAUUAGUAACUAAACUUUUCUAACUCAGUUAUCACCAUACUUUAUUUGUAAUGCUUUAGCUGCAGCCUCAUGUUCAGGAUAACCAUGUCAUCUUGUAUUUCUGCAUUUAACUUCUAGCUUAGAUAACUAGAGCUCACUUAAACCAGAGCUCUGAGUUUCCAGUCAUGAAGCCCAUUGUUCCAUCUUCUUUAAUCUCUAAGCCUGGUAAGAACUUUCCUCUUUCGAUGAAGUAGCCUGCAUUUUCAUAUUCUGCUCACUAUCCAGUGCAUUGUUUACUCUUAGUAAUUUUGAAAAUGAGAGGGUUUUACCUGCACUUCAUAUUGAACCUUGAAGUGCUUAAAAGUACUUGAAGCAAAAAAUUAAGGUGGCAGUUUUUUGGGAUCUUGUUUAGAAAAAGCUAUAAAUGAAAAAUUGAAGCUACCAAAUUGUGCCUUCCUAAAUAGCAUUUUAAAAGCAUUUUAACAUCAGUUUACAGAUACAAACUAUAUUGAAGCCAGAAUCUGAUUCUUUUGCAAUUUUUUUUUCCGUUUUAAAUUUGGUUUUGAUUUCGUUUCAAACAAACAUAUUGACAGACUUUGACAGUAAGCUGAGAAAACAACAAGCUGAGAAACAGAAA
Messenger RNA from Capra hircus (goat), 5200 nucleotides. It is a transcript of the gene PDE12, whose product is annotated as phosphodiesterase 12. NCBI's taxonomy places the organism in Eukaryota, Metazoa, Chordata, Mammalia, Artiodactyla, Bovidae. Gene Ontology annotation, biological process: nuclear-transcribed mRNA catabolic process, deadenylation-dependent decay. Gene Ontology annotation, molecular function: 3'-5'-RNA exonuclease activity. The coding region runs from base 1661 to 3496 and encodes 611 amino acids. The transcript has 3 exons. The record is from RefSeq and is a predicted model, not a curated record. Gene Ontology annotation, cellular component: mitochondrion.